Messenger RNA from Glycine soja, 2926 nucleotides. RefSeq names its product G-type lectin S-receptor-like serine/threonine-protein kinase At1g34300. Gene Ontology annotation, molecular function: ATP binding; protein serine/threonine kinase activity. The transcript has a single exon. The coding region runs from base 332 to 2794 and encodes 820 amino acids. Gene Ontology annotation, biological process: protein phosphorylation; recognition of pollen. Lineage: Eukaryota; Viridiplantae; Streptophyta; Magnoliopsida; Fabales; Fabaceae. The record is from RefSeq and is a predicted model, not a curated record.
GUCUUGAUUCUUCAAGAAGACCAAAUAUUCUCUGCUGCUUGCUGUUUCUUUCAAACCGCAGCCUAAUUGGAUUCUCCAAAGUCCAAAACAUUGGCAGAAACAAAAGGUCCUCUAUUCAGAUCAUGUCAUCACAAACAAACACCACCCAAGUUUGAAAAAAAAUUCAUACCCUCCCCUCCGUCAAUCCACACUUUUCAGAAAAGUCAAACUCAUUUCUUCACUUUUCUUCGUAUACCUACCUAAUCUCCUCCCUUUCAAUUCCUUUCAUCCUUCGUAAUUCGUAUCUAAAUCUAAAAAGCAAGACAAGAAAAAAAAAAAUGUACUAAGAAACAUGAAGCUCCAAACACAUCAACUGCUACUCUCCUUUGUGUUGUUCUCCGCUGUCAUCAUCUCCACAAUUUCAGGAACCACCAUCACCAUCUCUCCGGGCACAACCCUAUACGCUUCCAACACAACCCAAUCAUGGUCCUCUCCGAACGACACUUUCUCUCUCCACUUCCUCCCCCUCCACCCUCCAACUUUCCCUCCUUCCUUCACCGCCGCCGUUGUCCACUCCGGCGGUGCUCCCGCCGUCUGGUCGGCUGGAAACGGCGCUGCCGUCGACUCCGCCGCAUCCUUCCAGUUCCUCCCCUCCGGCAACCUCGUCCUCGUUAACGGGUCGGGUUCCACCGUGUGGGACUCCGGAACUUCCAACAUGGGUGUCUCCUCUGCCACCCUUCACGACAACGGAAACUUGGUUCUCUCCAAUGCCACCAGUUCCGUGUGGUCGAGCUUCGACAACCCCACUGACACCAUUGUUUCGUUUCAGAACUUUACUGUUGGUAUGGUUUUGCGUUCUGGGUCGUUCUCAUUUUCUGUUCUUAGUUCUGGGAACCUCACUCUCAAGUGGAGUGAUAGUGUCCCUUACUGGGAUCAAGGCUUGAACUUUUCCAUGAGUGUGAUGAAUUUGAGUUCACCUGUUUUGGGGGUGGAACCAAAGGGGGUUUUGCAGCUUUUUUAUCCCAAUUUGAGUGCCCCUGUGGUGGUUGCUUAUAGCAGUGACUAUGGUGAAGGGAGUGAUGUGUUGAGGGUUUUGAAGUUGGAUGGUGAUGGGAAUUUGAGGGUUUAUAGCUCUAAGAGGGGUAGUGGGACCGUGAGUUCAACAUGGGUUGCUGUUGAGGAUCAAUGUGAGGUUUUUGGUUACUGUGGUCAUAAUGGUGUUUGUAGUUACAAUGAUUCUAGUUCUAGCCCCAUUUGUGGAUGUCCAUCUCAGAAUUUUGAGAUGGUUAAUCCUAGUGAUAGUAGGAAAGGGUGUAGGAGGAAGGUGAGGCUUGAGGAUUGUGUAGGGAAGGUGGCAAUGUUGCAACUUGACCAUGCUCAAUUCUUGACUUAUCCUCCUCAGUUUUUGAUCAAUCCUGAGGUGUUUUUCAUUGGUAUUUCAGCUUGCAGUGGAAAUUGUCUUGCUGCUAAUUCUUGUUUUGCUUCCACUUCCUUGUCUGAUGGAAGUGGACUUUGUUACAUAAAGACGUCAAAUUUUAUUAGUGGCUACCAGAAUCCUGCUCUACCUAGCACUUCAUAUAUCAAGGUUUGUGGACCAGUGGCUCCUAAUUUGGCACCUUCGUUAGAGAAUGCGCAUUGGAGGUUACAUGGUUGGGUAGCUCUUGUUGUUUUGAGUACCCUUUUAUGUUUCCUUGUUUUUCAGGGUGGUUUAUGGUUGUGGUGUUGUAGAAACAGGCAACGAUUUGGAGGUUUUGCAGCUCAGUAUACUCUUCUUGAGUAUGCUUCUGGCGCACCGGUUCAUUUCUCUUAUAAGGAGCUUCAAAGGUCCACAAAAGGGUUCAAGGAGAAACUAGGUGAUGGGGGGUUUGGUGCUGUUUAUAAAGGAACUCUCUCUAAUCAAACUGUUGUUGCGGUUAAGCAACUUGAGGGCAUUGAACAGGGAGAGAAACAGUUUAGGAUGGAAGUUUCUACCAUAAGUAGUACCCAUCAUUUAAAUUUAGUGAGGCUGAUUGGUUUUUGCUCUGAAGGGCAACACAGGCUUCUAGUGUACGAGUUUAUGAAAAAUGGAUCUCUUGAUAAUUUUCUUUUUGUUGAUGAAGAACAACAGUCAGGGAAAUUGUUGAACUGGGGGUAUAGAUUCAACAUUGCUCUAGGUGCUGCUAAGGGCUUGACAUACCUUCACGAGGAGUGUAGAAAUUGCAUUGUCCAUUGCGAUGUAAAACCUGAAAACAUUCUUUUAGAUGAGAAUUACAAUGCAAAAGUCUCAGAUUUCGGCCUUGCAAAGCUCCUACGUCCAGUGGAUUGCAGGCACCGGACCUUGACAAGUGUGAGAGGAACCAGAGGGUAUCUAGCUCCCGAAUGGCUAGCAAAUCUUCCCAUAACUUCCAAAUCUGAUGUUUACAGUUAUGGCAUGGUAUUGUUGGAGAUAGUGAGUGGUAGAAGGAACUUUGAAGUCUCAGAAGAAACAAGAAGAAGAAAGUUUUCAGUCUGGGCUUAUGAAGAGUUUGAGAAAGGCAACAUCAUGGGAGUUAUUGACAGAAGAUUGGUUAACCAAGAAAUCAACUUGGAGCCAGUGAAAAGAGUGCUUAUGGCAUGUUUUUGGUGCAUACAGGAACAACCAUCUCAUAGGCCAACAAUGAGCAAAGUGGUGCAAAUGCUAGAAGGUGUGAUAGAUAUUGAGAGGCCACCAGCCCCAAAAAUCAAUAGCAAUGCCGCUCCUAUCUCCACUAUUGCAACUUCAUCAGCUCCAAAUUACUCCUCAUCUUCAUCUUUGUUUACUUUUGAGGCUUCUCCCUUGGCUCUUGCAAUAUCCUAGUAUAUUUUUUUUUUGGCUCUUGCAACUCCUAUAAUCAUCGGAGUGCAGUUUCAAAGCCAGGCCUUUUUUUUUCCCAUUAUUUAUAACUGGAAUUCAUAUAAUUUCACUACUAGUGAUAUGUAGUUUCCAAUA